Molecule: messenger RNA, 252 nt
Organism: Echinostoma caproni
Lineage: Eukaryota; Metazoa; Platyhelminthes; Trematoda; Plagiorchiida; Echinostomatidae
Source: the annotation of a GenBank genome assembly
GUCAGACAACGACGACUUCAACUGAUGCCUCUAUUCAAAGAUUUUGACGAGACUCACCGUCACACAGUUAGUCAGAGUCAAUUUCGCCGGGUACUUAUGACUCUGGAUUUGGCUGACAUGCUUAACGAGAAGGAAUGGUCUUGUCUCUACUGGAAAUAUCGUCAUCCGCUCGGUGUGAUCGAUAAUCUGAACUAUCAGGCAUUUAUUGAUGAUGUGUAUACAGCCGGCGGAAUCGAUCCACGAAUUCCAUAA